AUCUAUUGGCUCUUCUUGAAUAGGAUACAAUGUGUUUUUCCACUGUUAGUGUAGUACCAAAUAGCAUCUGUAGAAGUAAAUAAAAUAUGAGUAAAAGAAGAAAAACCAAUGAUGGUAGGCCUACAUGUCAUAAUUGAUUACCGCCGAGAUAUUUUCGGAAUGCGAAAGUUAACAAAUGAAGUAAUAACAGUGGGAUUAAUCUUACAAUAGGAUUCAUUUAACAAAAGAACACUUUCAAAUACUGAACUGACCUUUGUCGUCAAUAACCUGUACUCUGUUCCUGUUGUCUAUAAAAUGGCGUUUAAAUUUUGGUAUAAGUAUGAUAGAACUACUCGUUCUAAGAUAUUUUGUUUGAUUAGCGGAAUCGUGAAUUUCAUUGCUAUUGGAUUAAACUAUAUCAUCAUAGGAAUUAUUACUAAACCAGUUGCUUACGAGAUGAAUUGUAGCGAGGGGUUCGUUUCUUUCUGGGGAGCAAUCCAACUGGCAGUAUUGGCAGGAAUUGGUCCAACUGGAAGUGCACUACUUAGAAGAUUUGGUAUGAGGAGGUUGGGAAGUGUUGCUGGGUUCGUGUCAUUUUGUGUCCUACUCUUCCUCUCCGUUGGUGCUAGAAACAAGUGGAUGUUUGUUAUAGCGGUGUGCUUACAAGGUAACUAGUGAAGGCAUAGUUAUGAACAAUAUCUAGAUCAAUAUAUGGUAAGACAAAAUGGAUGCUUAUAACAUGGUCUCAUUUAUGGUCUAUAUUAAUCCUGUAGUUCAUAUAAAUGCACUGUAUAUACUAUAUACUGUUUAUGUACUGAGAGUGACACUCAUUACAUAUGCUUCAAGGUUACAUUGUUAUUUUUUUUUAAUUAACGCCCAUUGAUUGA
Messenger RNA from Anneissia japonica, 866 nucleotides. RefSeq lists its product as uncharacterized. Bases 295 to 654 code for a protein of 119 amino acids. The transcript is spliced from 2 exons. NCBI's taxonomy places the organism in Eukaryota, Metazoa, Echinodermata, Crinoidea, Comatulida, Comatulidae. The record is from RefSeq and is a predicted model, not a curated record.